AUGGAAGGUUCAUGUGUUGCUAUAUGUAUAUAUGUACAUAUAUUUUUUUUUUAUACGAGUUCGUGACCAUUAAUACAAUAGUAUUAUAGGUAUAUUGUAUACUAAACCUGCGUAAUACGUUUACACGUGGCGGCUCCAGGUCACAUCCAGCCGACCGACAUCCGGCGGCGGGUUAGACGGAAAACGUCCAUGUACCCACUCAAAUAUUUUUUAUUGAAAUUGUACCACACGCCGCACGUACAAUAAUAAUAAUAAUUAAUAGUACCGUCUUAUCUUUAUUCAAUACCAGAGUGGAGUGGUGGUCGCGGCGGUCAGCAGCAGCUGCAGUCGCUACCCCGUACAAUAUUAUUAUUUCUUUCUUUAUAUUUUUUAUCAUAUUAUUUUCGUGCGUGCCUACUACGCAGUUGGUAUUCCGUGAUGCGCGCGCUCAACUCUGCAGAUGAAGUAAUAGUAAAUUUCUGUAGUGUAUUACAAUGAUAACAGUCGUGGUGAAUACCCCGCUUGCGUCGCGUCCUUGUUUUUUUUUUCACGUUCUGACCGCAGUCGCCCAAUAGUGUUUUAUCCUUUUUAGCCAGGCACAGACAUGUCGAAAAUUGCGUGAUUAUGUGACGUCCUGAUCGCGUACAGAAGAGCACUGAGCAGCAGUUGCAGCCGGCCGAACUUUGAUUUUUUUUUCAGCCGUGUCUUGCUACUAAUGUUUUUUACUGGAUUAUUCUGCGCAAAAUGGUUAAAAGGUAUUUAGCAUUUCAUUAUUUAUUGGUUGAUAAUAAAAGGUACAGUUUUUCAAUAUUAUUAAUGGACAAUGGUCAUCGGUAAAUAUUAGGAACUUACUUUAUUAUACCUACUUACCUAGCUUUACAAAUAUUAUAGGUAUAUGCUGAUAACCUAUAUUAACUAAAUGGUUUUUUCGUGAAUGUAAUUAACGGAUUAAACUAUUGAUUGCAUUCAUAUUUUUUGUUUGGUACCUAAUAGAUAACUUAAUUGACCAAGUUGACUUAAGACAACUUAAGAGUUGGAAACUUAUAGAGGUUUUAGCCAUAAUCAUAACUGAUUGUAUAAAUAUAUUUUAUUCUUAAUAAAUAUAGACCAAUUACCUAUUAUCGAACCAAGUAUGAAUAUAAACAAAAAUAUACUAAAUACCUAUACAUUUUAGCAGAAAUGUUUUUUCUAUGGAAUCAAUAGAGCAAUCAACAUUUUAUUUUGUAUACACAUUACACUUGUAUAUUUAUAAUUAAAAUAUUGGCAUUUAUAAUUUUAAUCAUACUUCAAUUCAACUACCUAGGUUAGGUAGAUUGAUCAUUUUUAAACAUUCUUAUAUUUUCUUAUGUUAAUAUUAUCUAAUGGUAUUUUAAUCUUAUGUAUCAGUUUAAAGUAUUAGGUUACAGAUGAAUUGCAUUAAUAUAUCUUAUUCUUCUUAGUAUAUCACUAUUAAGAUAUAACUAUUAAACAUAUUUUCUGCCACUGCAUCCCGUCCAUUGUCAAAUUAAGCCAAUCGGUUCCCAGUUUUAACCUUUUGACAUCAUUUUUCACCUCAUACAUAGAAGUCUCUAGGAAGGGUCACUUUCUUCUUGGAAUUUUAAAUUCUACUAACCGUAAUUGAGCUUUUUUUUUCAGCCUAAUGUUUUAGUGACCUUUUCUUCUCUUUUGAAUCUAAAAGCACUUAUCUCCAGGUGUGUGUGAUUAUGAUCUAUCGUCUUUUUUUCUAUACUAUAGAGAAUUAUCUCUAGAAUGAUCCUAUACCUAGAGUCUAUAAGAUAUUUUGUUUUAUUAGCAUUUAUUAUUAAUUCCACCCAGUUUGCUGCAUCUAAUGGUUUUUCUGUUUAUUUUAUUAGAUAUUCCAUUUCCUCUUAUUAAGACAAUAUCAUCUGCAAUACUCCAAAUAUUUGUUAGUCUAAUUGUAUUCUGUACCACUACAUGGUUCUAAUUAACUAGUCAUGAUUUCUGUGUGUAUGAUACUUGUUUGCAUUAAGUUAAUUAAUAUCUGUGAUAGGCCAAACUGUUUCAGUAGGUAUACUAUAAAUAGACUUCCUGGCUACACUGUCCCAUAACUUCUUAAAAUCAAUAAACAAUACAUUAUUUUACUUCCUUGUAAAACUUCUUUUGAAACAACUGUCCCAAAACAAAUAUAUAUUUUGACUAUGCAUGUUUUUAUUGAUUUUAAUUAAUAAAAAAUAAAUGAUUUAUUUUCAGAUUAUUAUUUAUAUUUUAUUUUAUUAUUGGCAUGUAUACAAUAUAUAUAUAUAUAAUUUAAAUACUCGUUUAAAUUUAUUCUUUGUUAUUUAUUAUGUCCUAGAUGUGGUACAGUAUACCAACAAUACUGUAAUAAUAAAAAUAUUAGGUAUACCUAUAAUAUUAUAGUUACAGUAUUUAGAACUAGGAGGACAACUGCAUUCUGAAUGCUGCUUUUAAUUUCAAUACUCCAAACCACAAACAUUUUUAAAAUAAUGAACAAAAUACCUUUAAACUUUAUAUCUAAUAUGUAUUAUAACCAUUAGCUUAGUUUGGUUUAACAAAAAGUGUACAAUUUUUACAUACAUUUUACAUUACAGUAUAAGUCACUACUUAAUGGUAUUCCUUAUCAAAGAUGUGCACAUUUUUUUUUUUAACCAAAAAUAGCUAUUGAUUAUUGCUAAAACUACUCAUAGACAUAAAAAUAAUUUGUACUUAUGACUAUACUUAAUCUUUAACGUAUCAUAUUAUAAAUAAUUAGGGUUUACAACCUGUGAUCUGUAGACCACUAGAAGUCUGCGAAACUACCUUUAUUAUCUAAAAUAAAUAAAUAAAAAUAAGAUUGACAAAGGUGUAAUAAUAAAAACUAUAAAAGAUAAAUCCCAUAACUGGUAAUUUAAAUUGAAAACUAUGAAUUAAUAUUGACUAAAUUAACCAAUAUAUCAGUGGAAAUCAUACAUUUUUUAAAAUUGAUACCGAUAAGUAAAAUCAUCAGAAAAUCGAGGUGGUAUGCAACUCAUUGAAAGUUUUCUAAGUGGUUUGUUGUGUUAAAAAGGUUGGGAACUCUUACUCUAAACCUAUUUUAAAGACUUUAUAUUAUCUGAUAUAUAUUUUAUUUAAAUACUGUUUAAAUACAUAUUGUUCUGUUAUUGAUUUGUUCUAGAGCUGAAAACAAUGAAACAAAAAAAAGUGCUUCAAAACAUGAAAAUGCUGUAAAAUAUGGAGAGUUAAUUAUCCUAGGGUAAAUUAUAAUUUCUUAACCUUCCUACUGCUAUUUGUUUAUUUUUUUUUUUUACAAAUACCAAUUUGUAAUAUAUUUUAAAUUUAUGUACUUAAAUAUAUAUUAUUUUGUAUAUUUAUAUAUUUUAGUUACAAUGGUCAAUUAGCAACCGGGGAUAAACGUAGGCGGCGUAGUAAAUUUGUCUUAUGGAAGCGAGAUGUACCCAAUGGUAUAAAACCAUCCAACCACUAUGUAGUGCCAAGUCCGCAAACAUCCCAAGUAUGUUGUAUUAUUAUUAUACAUUUUAAAUAAAAUAUUAAAUCAUUACAAGGUAUUUUUCUAACAGUUCAAUAAGGUAACAAGUAAAUUGGAUUUACAUACUGAGUAUUUUGAUGUAUAGAAUGUAACAGGACUAUUUGACAGAUUAAAUAACUUUUUGUCUACUAAAUAUUUUUAGUUGCACUUUGAUGUUUAAGAAAUUAAGUAUAAAGAAACUUAGAAUUGAAUAAAAAAAAUCUAGAGCUAUUUUGGAAAUCCGAUUUUUAGAAAAAUGUUGGUGUCAACAACUUUUAUUAAGGUCGAGUCAAUUAUUUUUAAAGUUUUGUGAAACAUGAUAUUUUAUUAUAAAAUUGUACAAUUUAAUAAUCUUAUCAUAUUAGUUUAAGCCGGGAGUCUGUUAAACACUUAUUAUUUAUUGUUAGUAAAAUUAGUAGGUAAUAAAUUUGAACCUAAAUAACAAACUUUUAAGAAUUAAUUUAUAACAAAUUCAAUUUUUUAAAUUUAAAGUAAUAAAAUAAAAUAUAGAAAUUAUAGUUCAGAGCUGGUAUUCAUUACAAAAAAAAAAAAAAGUAUUAAGUAAAAAAAAUGAUUACAUUAAAUAGUCCUGUUAUACUCUGUUUAUUAAAUUUAGUGGAUUGGAAUAUUAAAUAAUGUAAUUUUAUUUGUUUAAAAGUCCAUGUUCAUAAUGCAUUGCAGUGUGUAUAAGAUAUAUAUUUUAUUAUAUUUUAGGCCGUAUUGGAUAAAACUAAACACUCCAUUUCAUAUACCUUAUCUAGGACGGAAGCUGUUAUAGUUGAGUAUGUUAAUGAUGAAAAUACAGAUAUGUUUCAAGUAAUUAUAAAAUAAAAUAAUAUUUAAUAAUAAUUGAUUUUUAUAUUAAUUAGAUUAAGAGUUGGAAUACAUUCCUCUACGACCUUUACUCCUAUAAUAUUAGUUUUAACGAGCAAAACAAAAAAAAAAGAUACAGACAGAUAUACUUUGCAGGAUGAGUGGGCCAAUGUAGUAGGUAAGAAGUUGGGAAGGUAGAGCAAAAAUGUGUAUGUAUUUGUGUCACAAUAAUUACCCAUUGUUCAUGAAAAACAAUUUUGAAUGGAGUUAGGUUAUAGCGUAGUUUUGUAAUAUUUACUAAUUAGGCCAAAUUUUAUUAAAAUUUGAUUUAAAUAAAAAAAUAUUACAUUUAACUCAAAUUUUUUUAUUAACCACAAAGCAAAGUAUGAUUUAUAAUGAACCUCCUGUUAAAUUUAAUAAUUUUAUCGAGUACCAACCAAACAAAAAUUACAUAAAAAAUGUAAAAAACUUGUUGAAAACUACACAUCUAAAAGAGGCAAAUAUAAGUUUUCUGUUCAAUAUUUGAGACUACAAAUAUUUUCAACUGAAUUAAAAUUCAAUUAACAAAGUUAAAAUAAUUCAAAAAAUUGAAAACAAUAAUUUUUUUUAUUUUCCUUGUUUUUCUUAAGGUCUCCCCCAAGUUUUUUCCCAUUUAUUAUGAAACUGGUUGGUAAAAUCAAAAAUUAAUCUUCUUAAAGUAUUUUUUCAGUCAAAUUUUUUUUUAGAAAGUGUUAUACUUGAAUAUCAGAGUGAAAUUUCUGGUAGAAAAGUUGUUCACAGAAAAAGAAAAUAAACAUUGUAAAACCAAUCCAUUCCUUGCUCAUGAUUCAAAAAAUAGUUUUUUUCAACUAGACUGACACUUAUUAAUUUAGAUAAUAUUUAUUACCUAUGUAUUUAUUAAAAACAAAAUAAUGUAAACAAUAAGAGCACUGUUUUUUAUUCUUAGUUAAAUAAUUAAUUUAUAAUAUAUGUUUUAGGUGGGCCGAUCAUCUGAUACACCGAUUGAUUUUGUUGUUAUGGAUACAAAUGCUGAUAAAAAUGUUACAACUGUUAAUAAUUUACCCAAUGUUGAUAAUAAAAAAGGACCUUCUGCUAGUACUAUUUCAAGGUUCGCUUGCCGUAUAAUAUGUGACAGAAAUAAUACAAAUAUAGCUCGGUUAUAUGCAGCAGGUUUUGAUUCAUCCAGAAAUAUAUUUCUAGGGGUAAUUUUUUUUACAUUUGUAUUUUUAAAGCAGUUGGUUUUGAUUUAAAAUUUUAUAUUGGGUUUUCUGUUAAUACUAAAAUUUAGGAAAAAGCAACCAAGUGGAAAGAUUGUGAUCAGAUUGAUGCUUUAACAACUAAUGGUGUUUUAGUAAUGCAUCCAAGUGGGAAGUUCCAUAUUGGAAAUACUAAACCAGGAAUUUGGUUAGAAGUGUCAGUUUGUGGUAAACUUUUCUCAUUGCGAGGUUCUAGAUCUGCUCAGAAUAAAGGUGAUAUAGUAUGUAAUUGAACUUUUUUAAGUUAGGUAUAUAAUACAUACAAAGGUAUUUAUUAUUAUUAAUCAGUACAUUUUUUAAGGUUAAUGAUUCAAACAACAUUUUAACAGACGGAACUUUGAUUGAUUUAUGUGGUGCAACUUUGCUUUGGAGAUCAGCUGAAGGACUCAGCUUAUCACCUGUAAUAAUAUUAUAAUUUAUACUAAUAUAUUAAUUGUUGUACAUUUUUAAUUAUGACUGAUUUAAUAUUUUACAAUAUGUUUAAAGUUAAUUUGAGUUAACCUUUGGGUGUGCCUCAGUGUUUACACCACACUUUUGGAAUAUUUAGGAAUAUUGAUUAAAACAUUUAUGUAGUUUAUUUACUGUUGUAAUAGGUAUUCUCUAAUUACUUAUUUAGAUGAAAUAUAAUACAGUCUAUAGAGUUUUAACAUAUUCAGGCAAUAAAUAUUUAAAUAUUUCAAAUGUAGCUGUAAAUGAUUGCAGUGUAAAAUACCAUAGUGCACUCUUGUGUGUGCGACAUCAAUAAGUGCACAUACCCAAAGGUUAAAUGAUUGUGUUUAAUAUUUUAAUUAUUUAAAUUUAAAAUAAAUAAUUUGCUAACAAAUAAAUUAAAUUAAUAAUGUACAUGGUUCAAUUUUUAGAGUAGAGAUUAUUUGAAGAAAUUGAUUGAAAGAACGAAUCGAGAACGACCAACGUGUCCAGUUGGUCUUUAUACUUUGGUGUUCCCUCAUCAUUCAGAAACUGAUACUGCCAGUGUAGCUAGUACAGAACUUGUUGAGGUUAAACAAAAACAGCCAUAUGUCUACUUGUCUUGUGGACAUGUUCAGGGUAGUCAUGAAUGGGGUUUAAAUAAAGACUCUAAUAAUAGAACAUGUCCAAUGUGCUUAAAAGUAAUUUAAAUAUUUUUUAAACAAGAAAUACAAUUUUACUAUUUACAUUUAAUUUAUAGAUUGGAGGAAUUGCUAAAUUAAAUAUGGGAAUUGAAGCUUCGUUUUAUGUCCAGGAUAAAGAAAAACCAGAUUUAUAUGCAUUUAACCCAUGUGGACAUGUGGCAACAGAAAAAACAGUGAAGUAAGCUAUAAAUGUUCUAAAUAUAAUUAGUUUUUUUCUGCAUUGAUGUUUAACCCCAAACUUCAGUUUUGAAAAUCUUUUAUAAUAUCCUAUAUUAUAUAGGUUUAAUUAAUUCCAGAAUAAUCUCUCACUUUCAAAUUAUUGAAAUUUGUGUCAAUAUUUUUGUAUUUUAUUUUUUUUAGUAAAUCAUAAAAAUAUUCAAAAAGUGGUUAAAUAGUUUACUUUAUAAUUAUAAUUUUUUUAUUUGUCUGUAGAUUUUGGUCUAAUGUAGGAAUUCCGUAUGGAUCGAAUGGCUUUGAAGCCUUGUGCCCAUUCUGCGCUACACUACUGGAAGGCUAUCCCGGGUUCAUAAAAUUAAUUUUUAAUUAAGGGAUAUAAUUAUUUGUUCUUAAAAAAACUAAUUGAGUCUCCUUAUUAGAAUUAAUUUAUAUUUUUCCUCAACCUUUAUUUAGAAGAAUUAUAUUUUAGGGUCAUUUAUAUAUUUUUUUUUUUGCAAUUUUGAAACUCUGGUAGUUUAUAGACAAUUUAGAAAAUUGUACUGCUAUUUAAUUUUUUCUUUUAAUUUUUUGAUCAUUGUUAUCCAUAAUACUCUUUUCAUAUAGUAGAUAUCUUAAGAUUAUAGUAUGAGAAACAUUUUUUAUAUAGUUACAAUCUCAAUAAAUAGUAAUUUUAAUUAAAUAUUUUGAAUUUUUAAAGAUCUUAUUAUAGUUUUGUUUAUGAAUAAUGGUUGAAUAAUGUAAUUAUGGUAUUACUUUUAAUAGCAUUGUUUGUUGAUUUUACUUUUAAAAUUGUGUUUUAAAAUAAUGCUAGUUUUCAUGAAUAUUAUUGUUCAAAUAAUAAUACAAUUUUUUUGUGAGGUGUGGUUAACUUAAAUAUUGUAAUAUAUUUGUGAAUUUGUUUCUGUAAUAAACUUACACCAUUAAAAACAUAAUAUUAUGAAUUAUGAUUUAUUUUCGUUAUAUUAACAUUAAAAUUUCAAAUCAUUUAAUACUGUAAAUUAUUGGAAAUUAUAAUAUUGCGUUAAAAUUAUUUUAAUUGGUUUAAUAAUUAAUAUACUAUACAACCAAAAGAAAAUGUAUUCAACUAUUGAUUGGAAUUUAUGUUAUAUAAAUGUAUCAUAAACUUUUUUCAGCAUUUACAGUACUUUAUAUUUUGUCAUUUCCAAAAAUGCACUGAAGUUUAUAAAUUUAGUCCCAGGAAAGAAGGACUUGAGUCAAUUUUAUAGUUUUCAAUAUAGGUGCGCCUUCUUUACCAAUUAAAAAUACAGUGACUCAAAAUAUUUUUAUUUUCAGUAAAAUAUAUAUAAGGAUAUAAUAUAUUGUACACUUAGACCAAAAUAUAAAUAGGAAAAAAUGAGAUUUAAUUAUUAACAAAAUUAAUAAAUAUUGACUUAAGCUUUUUUUUCCUGAGAUAUAAUGAUUCACUAGACAUUAAUUAUAAUAACUAAUAAAUUAUUUUAAAACUAUUUUAAAAAAAUCAUUAAUAAUAGUAUUAAAAUAUUUUAUAUUUAUAUAGGUACUUAUAUUAAUUAUUAUGUACUAAAUUUGUCUUCUCUUGUAGUAAAUUAUGUAAUAAAAACUGUCAAAAUUGCUAUUUGAUUCUAAAAUUAUUAAUGGUAAUAGUAAAAUAUUAAAUUGUUAAAAAAACCGCAGCAUCUAUGAUAGGUGUUUAAGUAAAAUAAAAAUUAAUUUUCACAUAAGUUUUUCAAUUACUAAAAUUGUACUUAAACAUUUUUUUUACAGUGAUUACAGGUUAAUAUAGG
Messenger RNA from Cinara cedri, 8584 nucleotides. NCBI's taxonomy places the organism in Eukaryota, Metazoa, Arthropoda, Insecta, Hemiptera, Aphididae. The record is from the annotation of a GenBank genome assembly.